AUGGCUAGAGAAAGAGAGACACCGGAAUGGCUCGUUAACUUGAUGAGAGAAGAGAACGGUUUCGAUGCGAAGCUGAUAUUCGAAAAGGAACUUACUGAGAGUGAUGUUGCCAAACACCAAGGCCGUCUCUUGAUUCCGUUGAACAUGAUAGUGGAUCGUGAAUUUUUGAACGAGGAAGAGUUGAACAUCAUUGAGCAGCAUUACAACGGGACUCAUGUCGAAGGAGUUGGUGUAACCUUGGUGGAUUCUGAGGGUCAACAAUGGGACCUUAACCUCAGGAGAUGGAGUAUGAAGAACAUUGUCUAUUACGUCUUGGUUUCGGGAUGGAACAAUGUCGUCGUCGAUAAGAGGCUCCGGUCAGGCCAGACCAUUCGGCUCUGGUCCUUCCAUACCCCACAUGGGCUCUAUUUUGCUAUGUGA
Messenger RNA from Arabis nemorensis, 420 nucleotides. The record is from the annotation of a GenBank genome assembly. NCBI's taxonomy places the organism in Eukaryota, Viridiplantae, Streptophyta, Magnoliopsida, Brassicales, Brassicaceae.